AUGGCUCACCAUCAGAAUGACGAAAAAGCCUUGGGAGAGCCGACUGUGAUUCAAUCUACUGAGGUUCCUCCCCUCGAGAAUGUCUCCUCUAUCGCGUUCGCAGGCACCGUUGUCGGAAUGCUUUUCUUCGGUGUCCUGAGUGACCGCUGGUCCCGCAAGGGUGCUUUGCUGACCUCAACUGGCGUCCUGAUUCUCUUCGCAAUUCUUUGUACCGCGUCAUACGGCGCCCAUGGAAGGACCUACGGUCUUUUCUCUGCCCUCGCCGCCUCUCGCUUCUUCCUUGGUAUCGGUAUUGGUGGAGAGUACCCUGCUGGAUCGGUGGCAGCCGCCGAAAGCAGUGGUGAAUUGAAGAAGGGCCAUCGCAAUCGCUGGUUUAUCUGGUUCACCAAUUUGCAGAUCGACUUUGGCUUUGUUGUGGCUGCCUUUGUCCCCAUGAUUCUGGUCUUGAUCUUUACGGAAAACCACCUGCGAGCCGCCUGGCGUGUGGCUUUGGGUCUGGGUGUUAUUCCUCCUCUCAGUCUGCUCUAUCUCCGACUCAGGCUGAAGGAGCCCGAGGAAUUCAACCGGGAACGUAUGCACAAGUUUCCAGUCUCGCUAAUCAUCAAGUUUUACUGGAAGCGCUUGGUAUUGUCUUGGUUGCAUGAAUGGUGGAACUUACUUACCUUGGGCCCUGAGCUUGUGGUGUCCUUUAUCUGGUUCAUCUAUGACUUUUCUGCUUAUUCUUUCGGCAACUACUCGUCCGCAUGGCUCGCGAUCAUCCUUGGCCACUCGGCUCCCCUUUGGAAGAGCUUUGGAUGGAAUACCGUGAUUAGCCUCUUCUAUAUCCCGGGGGCUAUCAUAGGUGCGUUUGUUAGUGACUGGAUUGGCCCGCGCAAGACCUUGGCAAUUGGCGUAUUCCUUCAGGGAGUCGUCGGGUUCAUCAUGUCUGGCUGCUACCAGUACUUGAAUACGGCAAAGAAUGUGGCAGCAUUCGUUGUUAUCUAUGGAAUCUUCCUGGCUCUGGGCGAAGGUGGCCCUGGCGAUAACAUUGGCUUGUGUGCCGCCAAAACGAGUGCUACAUGCAUUCGCGGCCAGUACUAUGGUAUCGCUGCGGGCGUUGGAAAGAUUGGUGCUUUUGUUGGCACCUACGUCUUCCCAGUCAUCCAGGAUCGUGCUCCAAACGCCAUCAGGGCUGGCCAGGACCCAUUCUUUGUGUCCAGCGCUCUCUGCAUCUUUAGCGCUUUCCUGGCCAUUUUCUUGCUGCCCCAUAUCGGACAGGACACCAUCACCGAGGAGGACAACAAGUUCCGUGAAUACCUUGAAGAGAAUGGGUACGAUACAUCUACCAUGGGUGUCAAAAAGGGUUGA
Molecule: messenger RNA, 1347 nt
Organism: Aspergillus ochraceoroseus IBT 24754
Lineage: Eukaryota; Fungi; Ascomycota; Eurotiomycetes; Eurotiales; Aspergillaceae
Exons: 4
Coding region: 1-1347 (448 amino acids)
Biological process (GO): carboxylic acid transport; transmembrane transport
Cellular component (GO): plasma membrane
Molecular function (GO): carboxylic acid transmembrane transporter activity
Source: RefSeq, a predicted model, not a curated record